This is a messenger RNA of Prosopis cineraria, 519 nucleotides long. RefSeq names its product B3 domain-containing protein Os01g0723500-like. Gene Ontology annotation, molecular function: DNA binding. Bases 1 to 519 code for a protein of 172 amino acids. The record is from RefSeq and is a predicted model, not a curated record. NCBI's taxonomy places the organism in Eukaryota, Viridiplantae, Streptophyta, Magnoliopsida, Fabales, Fabaceae. The transcript is spliced from 2 exons.
AUGGCUUCACAGUCCCCGAGAAAACAUGCAAAGAAACCUUCCUUCUUCAAGGUCUUGAUUCGGGAUUUCUCAACUCGCUUGAAAAUCCCACCAGCUUUUAUGAAGGAGUUUGGAAAAGAUAUGUCAAAGAAAACAUCAACACUUAUUGAGACUUAUAAUGGUCGAUCUUGGGAAGUUGAAGUGGAAAAGCUCGGAAACAAAUUUUAUUUUAAUAGUGGGUGGCAUAAAUUUGUGGAAGAUAAUAAUUUGGAAACUGGAGAUUUCUUGGUGUUUAAGUAUUUUGCAGAUUAUUCAAAGUUUAAGGUCAAAAUCUUUGGCAAAACUUGCUGUGAGAAGCAAUCCAAUGUGGUUGUUGAGGAGAGGCCUUGUGAACCUCUUAAUGGUAAAGUAGAUCGUCAGAGAAAUGCACAAGAAGGAACAAAAGAAGGAGGAAUGAAGAAGAAGAAGAUGAUGAUGAUGAUAUUGCAAGAAGCAAGAAGACUGAAUUUGAUAGAUCCAAAGCAUUUGAAAGAAAUAUAA